This is a messenger RNA of Entrophospora sp. SA101, 489 nucleotides long. The record is from the annotation of a GenBank genome assembly. NCBI's taxonomy places the organism in Eukaryota, Fungi, Glomeromycota, Glomeromycetes, Entrophosporales, Entrophosporaceae.
AUGGACGAAGACGUAUGUCGCGUUUGUCGAACUGAAAGUAGUGUAGAUCAUCCAUUAUUUUAUCCUUGUAAAUGUUCUGGCAGUAUUAGAUAUGUACAUCAAGACUGUUUGACGAAAUGGUUAAAACACAAUGUUCCCGAAUUCAUUCCAGUUUUAUUGUUCUUUCGACGUGGUGUUCACCAUUUAAUAGGACUUGUUAAAAUAGGACUUCGUGCAAUGCUUGUAGGGUCUGUUUGGUUGAUUUGUUUACCAUACUUUACUGUAUGGGUAUGGAGAUUUUAUUUUUGGAGUGGAGAGUACAUAGCAUAUAGAAUUAAUGGACAAUAUCCACCAUUUAGAGCAGAAAAUGGAAUAAAUAAUUCUACAAGAGAAGAAAAUCCAUUUUCAAUAUUAUAUUUAAAAAUAGCCAAAGGACUAUUAUGGUAUUUACCUCCUGAAGUGGAAAAUAUUAUAAAAGAAUUUGGUGAAUUUACAAGAUGGGUUAAGUGA